This is a messenger RNA of Ixodes scapularis (black-legged tick), 1086 nucleotides long. RefSeq lists its product as uncharacterized. Lineage: Eukaryota; Metazoa; Arthropoda; Arachnida; Ixodida; Ixodidae. The transcript has a single exon. The record is from RefSeq and is a predicted model, not a curated record. The annotation marks the transcript as partial. Gene Ontology annotation, molecular function: nucleic acid binding; RNA-DNA hybrid ribonuclease activity.
AUGCAACGCGGCAUAGAACAAGUCCUGGAGUAUCUCAAUGAGUUCGGAAUGGAAGCGUCCCCUGAAAAGACGCAAUACAUGGUAGUAGCCAGGCCCCGAGACCAUCGGAAAGGAAUCGCCAACUCGAUACGACUCGAGCUAAACGGGCAAGAGAUUGGCAGAAAACAACAGAUCAAAAUCCUCGGAGUCACCUUCGAGGAAACGGCGAGAAGUACGAAAUGGCUCCCAGAGAUAAAGAAAAACUGGGUUCAGGGCUUGAAGCUCAUUAGAAAAACAACCAACAAGUCAUGGGGCGCCGACGAGAAGGCUCUUCGCAUCCUGGCGGAAGCCCUGCUCACGUCGAGAGCUCUAUAUAGCUGCAACUGGCUAAAUCUCACCCGCGGGCAGUGGAAAAAGCUAGAAAGAUUGAAUCACCGAUCCAUGAGGGUGGUCACAGGCCUUCCCAACUUCACGCCACUCGAAGAGCUGAGGCAAGAAGCUCAGAUGAGCCGUAUUGAGGACAGAGCCGACGCACAGAUCAUCGCUCAAUUUCAACGACUGGAGCGGACCAGGCAAGGUCGUCGACUUUUAGAGGAUUUGGGGUACGACAUGAGGAACAAGCCCCCACUUGAAGAGCCCCUUCCACCGUGGCAAGAUGAGCCAAUCACAGACCAUCGGCCACUCCCUAAAGCCCUAAACGAAGGGAAGAGGGCAAGGGCUGCUAGACUACAUGCAGCUUGGUGCGAGGAACAUGGAGGGGGCGACGAGAUACGCUAUACCGACGCAGCAAGGACCGAGGGAGCCUCAGCAGCAGCAUGGCACGACUUAAGAAGGAACAAGGGGUGGGCCGAAGCGCUACCGGAGGGCACAUCCGUCAAAGAAGCCGAACUCAGGGCGAUUCUUGCGGCGAUCGAAGACAUCCUGAGCAUCUCAGUAACGGCCAGUAAAGCCAGAAUUUUUACAGAUUCUCAGGAGGCGAUCAUCGCGACCAGAUGCAGCAGGGCCAAAGGCCGCACGACUAAAAAGAUAAAAAAGAUGGCGACGGAGCUUCGAGAAAGGGGCACCGAGUUGUACAUAACGUGGCUUCCUGGACACAGUGGAAUAGCC